AUGGUCACGACGAUUACCUCUGGAGGGCCAGUAAUGAUUCGACCUGUUGAAGUUGAAGCCCGGGAUGGAUACCGGCUCUGGCUCCGGUACUCGGAUGGAGUCUCAGGGGAGGUUGAUCUGUCCCAUCUGGUGGGUCGAGGCAUGUUUGAAGCCUGGCAAGAACCGGAGAAUUUCAAGAAGGUGUUUAUUGCUCAGCAUCGCUCCAUAGCAUGGGAUGAAGAGAUCGAGCUGUGUCCUGAUGCCAUCUAUAUGGAAUUAACCGGCAAGACUUUGGAGGAAUUGCCCGACGCCGUAGAUGCUCCAGCCCACAAUGCCUGA
Messenger RNA from Geodia barretti, 318 nucleotides. The record is from the annotation of a GenBank genome assembly. NCBI's taxonomy places the organism in Eukaryota, Metazoa, Porifera, Demospongiae, Tetractinellida, Geodiidae.